CAAUAUACUACAGUAAGAAGAUAAAGAAUAUUGCACAAGUAAAUCACAAUGAACAGCAAAGUGACUGUCCUUAACCUUACUCUCUUUGUACUUUAUGUGGCUUCCACACAAGGAAUGAGCCUGCGCUGUCAGUGCAUCAAAACAGCUUCAAAAUUCAUCCAUCCACAAUUCAUGGAGAAUAUUGAACUCAUUCCAAGUGGGCCCCACUGUGAAAAUGUGGAAAUUAUUGUCACUCUUCAAAACAGUGAUCGAGUUUGUCUGAAUCCCAAAUCUCCAUGGGUGCACAAAAUUAUUGACAGAAUAAUGAGUCGUUCCAAGAAAACUACUAAAGAUCAAUGAAGAUAACUUCACUGCAAGAUUCUGAAGAAGCCUACAAAUACCAUUUCAAGGACUCUGUACACCUCAAGUCUUCAUAUUUGCUUACCAUCUUGUUCAGAUUUUCCAAGAUCAGAACAGCAAAUUAAUGUAUAACUGUCUGAAGUCAACAUUUAAUAUAAAUGUAUUUAUUUAUUUAACAAUGUUUGCACUUGAGAAUGAAACACAGAUUCUUUCUCUUUAUUUUAAAGUGUACCCUGUACCAUUGUAUCUGAUUGAGAGAAUCUUGUGGCUGGAAAUCAAUUGGACAUGUGGUUUUCAUAUGAGAAAUAGCAGUAUUUGUUGCAUAAGUAGUUAAUUAUAUUGAUAAAAUUGUUGGUAGAUUGUCAUUUGGCAGAACUACAUCGAUUUCUCAGGUUGCACUCUGCUGUUAUCAGUGAAAAACAACGUUUACAACAUUCCUUUAUUUGUCAGCAAGGAAUCAACUACCCUAACAUCAUUUUAUUAAUAUUAAAUAUUUAGCCAUAGUUUGGAUGCAAACAAAUAGAGUUCUCUGCUUCAAUAUAAGCAGAAGUCACAGGUUUACUAAACACUGCCACGAAUAUAUUAUUGAGUAAGCAGUCCUCUCUAGUCAGUCCCACAGCAUAAUGUUGAGGUUAUCAUAUACUUUCACGUUAGUGGUCACAUUAAGAUGUUGCAGGGUACAGCGGAAAUGUUAUUUAUCACUGUGACCCAUUGUCAGUAAUGUGAUUCUGAAUGGCUCAAUUAUUAACUGCAAGCCACCAUUUUAGUUUAUACACUUCAGUAUUUAUGAAUACUCAAUUUUCUAUUAAGUAUCUAUUUUGCACAGGGAAUAAUAACAUAAUGUUAUAAAAACUGUUUUUUCCAAUCAAUUUACUUUUUUCUAGUGUAUUGCACUGCUUGGAACUUUUAAUUUUAUCAAGAAAUAAACUAUUUCAUGUAUCUAAUG
Molecule: messenger RNA, 1285 nt
Organism: Rhincodon typus (whale shark)
Lineage: Eukaryota; Metazoa; Chordata; Chondrichthyes; Orectolobiformes; Rhincodontidae
Product: interleukin-8-like
Exons: 4
Coding region: 49-339 (96 amino acids)
Biological process (GO): inflammatory response; antimicrobial humoral immune response mediated by antimicrobial peptide; neutrophil chemotaxis
Cellular component (GO): extracellular region
Molecular function (GO): chemokine activity; CXCR chemokine receptor binding
Source: RefSeq, a predicted model, not a curated record